Molecule: messenger RNA, 718 nt
Organism: Lucilia cuprina (Australian sheep blowfly)
Lineage: Eukaryota; Metazoa; Arthropoda; Insecta; Diptera; Calliphoridae
Product: transcription factor GAGA-like
Exons: 1
Coding region: 83-691 (202 amino acids)
Source: RefSeq, a predicted model, not a curated record
UUUAUUUUAGCAAAUACUGCAGAAGAAGAUUUGGAAUCAAUGGAAUUGACUACAAUUACCAAAAUACCCGGCUCUUUUAAAUAUGUUGUCUCUUAACACUCUAUCUUUCUUUAAUUAUUCUCUCACAGCGCCCGGCAAGAAAACCGCCAUGGCAGUACCACCCGGCACGACAAACGCUUCUGGAACAUCGACCGUGACUACGACAACUGUUAGCACUGUGCCACAAGUACAAUCUGUACAAUCGUUGCACACUCUACAGACCGUACAAGUAAAGAAGGAUCCUGAUGCACAAAAUCAACAGCAGCAACAACAACAGCAACCACAAACCAUGACCGUGACAACGACCAAUAAUGGACAACAACAGCAACAUCAACAGCAGCAACAACAACAGCAGCAAGUACAACAAGUGCAAGUGCAACAGACACAACAAAUACAACAACAUCAUAUUAUAGAUCAAUCGGGUAAUAUAUCAACUGCCACGACCACGGCCAACACACAGCAGCAACAGCAGAACCAGCAACAACAACAGCAGCAACAACAACAGCCACAACAAAUUGUCACACAAACUGAGAAUACCGAUGGCACAACAUCCUUAUCGAUUGCUCAAGUCCAAACACUGCAGGGUCAUCAAAUCCUGGGCAAUAUCAAUCAGGUGAAUAUGACUGAAUAUCAAACACACUCAACAUUGUGAUGAAAAUGAGAUGAGCUUAAAUUAAAA